Purpureocillium takamizusanense is the source of this 2136-nucleotide messenger RNA. RefSeq lists its product as uncharacterized. The record is from RefSeq and is a predicted model, not a curated record. The transcript has 3 exons. Bases 859 to 1713 code for a protein of 284 amino acids. NCBI's taxonomy places the organism in Eukaryota, Fungi, Ascomycota, Sordariomycetes, Hypocreales, Ophiocordycipitaceae.
GGAGAAUUCACCGCUGGAGUCGCAACUUGUCGGCGCCCCCGGAUCGGGUUCAGAACAGCCCGAUGCUGUCGUCCUCGCCCUGAUCGUCGCCAGCACUUGCCCCGAAUGGACUCGACUUGGCUGGGCGACUUUCCAGCAAGGAUCCGAGUGCCCACGAUCUAAUCCACAGCCACACCCCCGCCGCGAUGAGGCGGACGAUGGUGCGCUGCUGCUGGUGGUCGGCUGCGCGGCCACAGACGCCUCGGUAGGUACCUGUACCUACCUAGGCAGCUGGAGGCAUGGCAGGGCAGGUCAGUGGCAUCUCCAGCGCCCGACAUCGCCAAAACUUGCACUGAUCACCCCACCACAUCUGCCAAGCCCGGGCUGGGCUGGGAAACGGCGCCACCUAAAUGAAACGGCCCAUUGGAUCCUGUCCGAUCUGAUCCAUCUCACUUCCCGUCCUUCUCUCCCCCAUCCGUCGUGAUGCUCCCUUCUCUCCAUUCAAACUAAAACGUUACUACUAACUUGCUACCGCUGUACCUUUUCGCCGCUUCAAAGUUUAAAGUCCGCCCGCUCCUCGCCGCGCGCCUGGCCUUUGUUUUGUUUUUUAGCCUUUCGCCCCUUUCAUCACUCCCAGAGUCCCAAAUAACUGCAGGAACCUGGGGCCUCGGCUCGUCUUGUGCUUCAUCCCUCGUCGCCUGAUCCUCCUCACACCAGAGACCUCGCCUUCAAGCCGUAUUUCUUCCUCGGCUCGUGCGCAACUCGAUUUUUUUGCGCCAGCUGUCCGCCGAAGCGCAAGAAGGCAACACAUCUCAUUGCGCCUGAGUUCAAUUUCGCGACACGGGGCCAACCAACAAAACAAGAUACUUCGCGACCAUCAUGCCCAUCCGCAACCCUUUUGCCCGGAAGCCCGGCGCCCUCGCUCAUGAUGAGAACCUGCGCCCCGAACAGGUCACCGGCCAGGCAACGACCCCGGGUUUCGAGCGCGUCGACACUGUCGGUUCCAAGGCGUCGUCCGUGCUCAGUAUCCGCAGCGCCAAAAGCCAUGACACGGGCGAGUACAAGAUGAGUGGUGCGUCCCAGUCCUUUCCCGUCUAUCCCGUGGGGCAAUUCAUACGAUGCGGGCGGCAUUGGAUGUUGCUGUUGCGGGGCUCUGCGGGAGGUGCCCUUGUGACCGGACCAGCCCAUGUUGACGCAUGUCUUGGUGUAACAGUUGUCAACGACAGCGGCGUCUACCUGCCGCCGUCUCCGCCCGAGGAAAAGGGCCAAUGGCCCCGCAAGUACCUAUCGUCGCGAACCUCGUCGGACACACGAAGCAGCUUCGGCGACAUUGAGCCCUUCUCCAUAUCCAGGGAGUCCUUUGACUCGUACCGGCGAUCCUUUGACAUUUCGGCACGGUCGCCCAUCAACGGUCACGACAUGCCCACCCGCCAGAGCCUCGACUCGGCCCGCUUCCCCCGGUUGCCACGAUCCGCCAUUGACCGCAGGAUGAUGGAGCGCCAGCCCCCCACGGCCGAGGAGGGCUUUGAAGACGUCGGGCUCGACGACCACAAGCAGCCGCCCCGGAAGCGCGGCUUCUUCUCCAAGUUUGGCGACAACCAAGACAAGGAGGGCCACUUGGGGGAGCCCUCGCCCGUCUCACGCUUUCUUAUGCCUGGGCGCAAGCGAGGCCACAGCGGCCAGGGCUCCGAGCUCGGCGCCAUGGACCGCCCUCAGACGACUGAAAGCCGUUGAGCCCUUGCAUUGAGCCAUCUCUGGUUUGGGACGGAAUUGCUGGCUUCUAAUUGUUCGAUUACAUAGCUUUUGAUUCUCCUUUACACUGUUUUAUUAGUUGGACGGCGUUUCAGGCGGCACAAUACGGUAAAGACGCAUUCGCUACGGGGAGCAUUGACUAUGGAAUAGAGUCGAAUGGGCGAAAGGACACUCGCUUGAAUGAGCACAUGGUGUGCCUGGCCGGCUAGCAACGGAUGUACAUUGGGCGUGGCCGGUUGCGAGGAGUCACACGAGGAAGAGAAGGGGAUGGCCGGGACGACGCGUCUCCGGCGCAGUCGAGCGCACCGUUUGAGUUGCGCCCACGGCCCCGAAUGACUUAAUGAUAAUGGAUUCGAUUGACAUCAAACCGCCGACGGACGCAUGAGUCUGCGGUGUCUUGUGCAC